AUGAGCUUCAAACGUGCUCGUGCUGCAGAGCAAAGCAGGGGUUCCAGUUUUGCCGUGCCCGAUGCAUGUCAAGACCCCUUGAUUGAUGAAGGUUCGAAUAUCGAGGCUGCUAAGAAGUUUCGACGUCUUCUGAUUGAAAAAUACUUAGAUGGGUCUGCUACGGCAACGGAUACCUGCCAGCUUGCUUACUGGCACAACGAGUCAGGAGGCGGAGGUGCUGAGGAUCUGGCUUUGCACCCGCGGUGUCAUCUGGCUAAAGAGUUCCCGGAACCCAUUGUGGAGAUGGUUUCUGUUCCCAUGUAUUUGAAGAAAUCCGUGGGGAGGGUCAUCGUGCAGCACCCCACCCGUGUCACUUCGGCGAUGAUACGGAAGGAGAUGAUCGACCUUGGUAUCCUUGGAUCUGAAUCUCCCGCUGCUGUGCAAGAUUUUCUAAAACCCGACGAAGAGUUCGGGGAUCUCUACGAACGCCAUUGUAUCACGAUCGAAGCCCUUCGUGAGGGUUUCAAACGAGAACACAUUGUGCCGCUAUCCGUGUACUUUGAUGGGGUCCAAUAUUCCAAGAAUGAGAACUUCUUGGGACUGUCGGAGCUUUGUGGCUGUGGCUGCCGCGGAUGGUGCUCCGUGUUUCCACUGUUGGAGGCAUUCAAACAAGAUUUGACUGCAAAACACGCCGACUUGAGAUUACCGAUCAUAGACUUCAAAGCUGAUUGGGCUGCAUUGGUGGAGAUAGCUGCUUUGAGAACGUGGUCGCACAGCUUGCACGCCUGCCCUUGUUGUCUAGUCAAAAAAAGCGAGAUGGACAACCUCGAAGGUUUCACUGCAAGAACCUGUGCAUUCCCGCUGUUCGAUGAGAAGAAGUACGAAGCUACUUUGGCCAAGAACUUCAAGGUCUGGAAUCUUACUCUCACGAUGCUUGCUGAGAAAGCAUUGAAGUGCAAAGCUGCUGAAACACAUGGCUUACUUGGCUUCGCUGUUGAGACGCUGGAGAAAUACAAGACUGUUCUGCAAAACUGUGAGCAAUCGCACAUGUUUGAUCUUCUCCUUCGAGCGGGAAGGGCAGCUGAAGCUUUCGAUCGUGUUAUGGCCAGCCACACUAGAGUGUUUCCUACCGAUGCAUGUGAUUCGUUGCACCAGAGCUAUCAUCGAUUCAUUGUGCUUUGCUCACGGGCUGGUGUGCCUCUGCUGCCGAAAGGGCAUCUUAUGUUCCACCUCGUGGCUCAGGCCAGUGUGAGAGGCAAUCCCCGGUGCUAUUCAACUUACAUCGAUGAGAGCUACAAUGGUGCCAUUGCUAAAGUGUGUCGUUCAGUUCAUAGGCGAAACUGGGCUCUGGCGGUUUAUCGGAAGCUGGAGAUGCUCGAGAGUAUGCUUUCUGAAGAGUUCUGA
This is a messenger RNA of Symbiodinium sp. CCMP2592, 1383 nucleotides long. The record is from the annotation of a GenBank genome assembly. NCBI's taxonomy places the organism in Eukaryota, Dinophyceae, Suessiales, Symbiodiniaceae.